CUUGCUACGGUUUUUCACUUUUCACAUUUCCGACCAUCCAAGCAUUCUGAUUGAUUUGCAAAGUUUAGUCAACUGAUCAUAAUGCUUGGAUGGCGAGAAAUGAAAAAAAUGAAAAACCGUAAUAAGCUCCCAGUUUUUAAAAUUUAGAGAUGAGCGUUUACAGCAAUCUGUCGGUAAAAUUGUUCAUCCUUAUUCCAAUUCCAUAUUGUUCCUCCGGCGAUCCACCUCUUUAUAGUCACUUAUUAGUUACUAUUACUUCGUGGCUGAAAAAUCCAAGCGCGCUUCAAGCACACUUCAAGUGAGUAAAUAUUGUGGAGUAGAGCUUGGCUAGCCUCAUUUGCUUCCGUUCAAGCUCUCACGUCAAGAAUGCUAGAACAAAAAUCUUGCGGUAUGAACGAGAAAUCAUUUUACAACACUGUUCAAUGUCAAACUUUUUCUGCCGAUGGGAAUUAUUUAUUAGCUGGGAACAUAUAUGGCGACGUUUCUGUCUAUGAGUUGUCUAAGGUACUGGGUCCCUAUCAUGGAGAUGACUGUGAUCCAAGAGGGCCGAAUUAUCAAUUCACUGCGUAUAAACAACAACAAGUUCACAGCAUUAUAGCCACUGAUAAAUUUCUGAUUACCGGAACGGUAGGAGAAAUAUCUGGAUGGGACUGGAAGGUUGUGACUUCUAAUAAAGUAUCUAAAAUUAAAGUUUCCUGGACGAUUCACAUACCAACCGUUAAGGACAGCUACGUUAAGCCAGAUGUCAACUACAUGCUAAUUUCACACGAAGACAACACAUUACAUGCUGGUUGCGGUGAUAAUAAGAUAUAUACGUUCAGCUUAGAAGAUGGAAAAUUACUCAGAACACUUGAAGGUCACGAGGAUUUCAUCCAUGCUCUUUCAAUUUUAGGAAAUCAGCUGGCAUCUGCUAGUGAAGAUGGGUCAGUAAGACUGUGGGACAUGAGAAAAAAAGAAAACACAAAUGUCGUGAAGCCUUUCUUAGCAGACAAAGUGAACAGACCCAAACUCGGCAAGUGGAUUGGAACUGUUGAUUUUACGGAAGAUUGGCUUCUCUGUGGAGGUGGUCCAAAAUUGGCUCUCUGGCACAUGCGAACUAUGGAAGUGGCUACUAUAUUUGACUUACCUGACCAAGGUAUUCACGUUGGAUCUAUUCACGAGGAGAGAAUUAUUGCUGGAGGAGCAAUGCCAAACGUCCACCAUCUCACUUACCAAGGAGAAGUGUUAGCUGAAGUUCCAACAUCGAGCAAUACAAUUUAUUCUAUUGUUCAUCAAGAGAGUCCACAAAAAUUAUUGAGUAUGGCUGGAUCAAGCAAUAAUAUUGACAUUUGUACAAAUUUCAGUUACAGAGAAAUGGUACUGAAAUUUGCUUGACAUGAUAACAAAAUAUUCAAGCACCCUCUAUCAGGAUACAAGAC
This is a messenger RNA of Neodiprion fabricii, 1418 nucleotides long. RefSeq names its product THO complex subunit 6 (gene thoc6). The record is from RefSeq and is a predicted model, not a curated record. Gene Ontology annotation, biological process: mRNA export from nucleus. Gene Ontology annotation, cellular component: transcription export complex; THO complex. Gene Ontology annotation, molecular function: protein binding. Bases 367 to 1374 code for a protein of 335 amino acids. The transcript is spliced from 5 exons. NCBI's taxonomy places the organism in Eukaryota, Metazoa, Arthropoda, Insecta, Hymenoptera, Diprionidae.